AUGUCCCACGACGACAAAAUCGCCAUCUUCCCCGCCUCUGGCGGCAUCAGCGGGGGCACGUACCGACACCUCGCCGACCUCAUCGACGCGCGGCGGCUCAUCCUCGUGUCGCGGCACCCGGAGAAGAUCGACCCCAAAUACGCGGCGGGGGGCGCCGCGGUGCGGCGCGGCGACUACGAGCGGGCGGAGGCGCUCGAGGGCGCGUUCGCGGGCGCGCGGGUCCUCAGCCUGGUGUCGCACGCCAGCGUCUCGCACCGGCGCCGGUUCGGCCUGCACAAGGCGGCCAUCGACGCGGCGGUGCGCGCGGGCGUGACGCACGUCUUUUACUCGUCGCUGGGCUUCGCGGGGGCGCGCGACCGGCCGGACCACACCGUCGCGCACGUCAUGAAGGCCCAUCUCGACACGGAGCGCUACCUCGCGUCGCUGGCUGCCGAAAGCGACGGCAAGUUCACCUACACCAUAGUGCGCCAGGGCCUCUACACCGAGUCCUUCCCGCUGUACCUCGCCUUCCUCGACGUGGCGCGGCCGCCGGCGCAGCUCCCCGCCGAGGUGCGCAUCCCGCACCCGGGCACGGGGCCGGGCAUCGCGUGGGUGAAGCGCGACGAGCUGGGCGAGGCGACGGCGCGGCUGAUAGCCCGGUACACGUCUCCCUCUUCCUCCUCCCCUGAACACGAUGAGCCGGCCGAGCGGCAGCGGCAGCGGUACCGCAACGCGACGCUCCUCCUCUCCGGGCCGCGCGAGAUCUCGCUCGGCGAGAGCGCCGCCAUCAUCGGGAGGGUGGCGGGGCGGUCCGGCGGCGACAUCGAGGUCCGAGAGGUCUCCGUCGACGAAUGGGCGGCGCAGGACUGCGUCAGGGGCGUGUCGCCGUACCUGACGGUGGCCGACGGCAUGGACCGGGCGUGGGCGACGUCGUGGGCGACGUCGUGGGACGCGCUGCGGGAGGGCGAGGGCGCCGCCGUCACGGGCCAUCUGCGCGAGUUGCUCGGUCGGGAGCCCGAGGCGUUUGAGACGACGGUUGCGGCCAUGGUGCGGGCCGCCAGGCAGAAGGAGGAGGGGGAGGUGGUGGCAUGA
This is a messenger RNA of Diplodia corticola, 1071 nucleotides long. RefSeq lists its product as uncharacterized. The coding region runs from base 1 to 1071 and encodes 356 amino acids. The transcript has a single exon. The record is from RefSeq and is a predicted model, not a curated record. NCBI's taxonomy places the organism in Eukaryota, Fungi, Ascomycota, Dothideomycetes, Botryosphaeriales, Botryosphaeriaceae.